Molecule: messenger RNA, 3277 nt
Organism: Menidia menidia (Atlantic silverside)
Lineage: Eukaryota; Metazoa; Chordata; Actinopteri; Atheriniformes; Atherinopsidae
Source: the annotation of a GenBank genome assembly
UCAGACCUUUCACGCCGACCCGACACAGGUAUGCAAUCCAACACUGAUGGCGUCAUUUGUCAGCAGCGCGGGGUGACCGUUAGAGACGCGAUGGACGCUUCCGGAUUUGGAGUCUGAGCUUUUUGUGCGGGGUUUCGGACUUAAAAACGCAACAAAAAAAACAUGAGUGGUGAACGAGAUGCAUUAUGGGGGGAUAUGGGCAAAAGAGUGACUCCAGGAAUGCAAACGGGCCGUUGUCAUGUCACAGAACUGUCCGAUGGUCCGCAGGCUCCUCCGCCCGGUGGAGCUGAGCCCCCGGUGGAGCGUGCGUGGGAGGAGACCCCCAUGGCUCACUCCUCAGACGGGCCCCGCAGGGAGAAGGCCCCCGGGGGCCAGGGGCCGCACGCCGCCGCGCGCAACCUCCUGCGCAAGAAGGAGCAGCGGCGGCGUGGGAUCCGGUCCUCCUCACCCAUGGGCCGGGUCAUCCUCAUCAACUCUCCUGUCGAUGGUGGAGACGACAGCGAGGACCUCCACACCAUCACCGUCGACAAGAGCGUGGACGGAAAGCUGGGCUUCAGCGUCCGGGGGGGCUCCGAGCACGGCCUCAGCAUCUUCGUCAGCAAAGUGGAGGACAACAGCACCGCGGAGGAGGCGGGGCUGCUCGUCGGAGACAAACUGGUGGAGGUGAACGGCGUCAGCCUGGAGAGCAUCACGAUGAGCAGCGCUGUGAAGGUCUUGACGGGCAACAACAGGCUGAGGAUGGUGGUCAGGAGGGUCGGAAAAGUCCCCGGGAUCCGCUACUCCAAAGAGAAGACCACCUGGGUGGACCUGAUACACAGGCGUAUGGUGGUGGAGGAGAGUGGACGCACGCCCUCAGAGGCCAGCUCGGGCAGCGCCCUGCAAAGGAUCGUCCACCUUUACACCACCUCCGACGAUUACUGCCUGGGCUUCAACAUCCGAGGGGGAAAGGAGUUCGGCCUGGGCAUCUACGUCUCCAAGCUGGAUCCGGGCGGCCUGGCCGAGCAAAACGGAAUCAAGAUGGGGGAUCAGAUCCUGGCGGCCAACGGCGUGAGCUUCGAGGACAUAAGUCACAGCAGUGCGGUGGAGGUGCUGAAGAGCCACACGCACAUCAUGCUGACCAUCAAGGAAGCAGGGCGAUACCCCGCCUAUAAGGAGAUGGUGGCAGAGUACAGGUGGCUGAACAAACUGGCCAACGGUACCCAGAAAUCUUCCUCCCAGGGUUCAGGCUCCAACUCCUCGGCCUCCUCGCUGUCGUCCGGGACGCCGGUUAGUUCUCUGAGCGGCCUGUCGCAGGUCAUGUUCCCGCCCAGCAUGCCGUUCGGCUCGGACAUGGUGGACGUCUGCAUCUCCACCGAGGACCAGAGCUCCGGGGCGGAGCGGAUGGAGACGGCCAUCCAGACGGACGUUCCCUCUCAGAGGCCGGCGGCGGACACCACCCGCAGCCUGGGGCCGACCACCCUGCUCAGGGACACGGUGAUCCGGGGGGAUGGCGAGGACGACGGCGGCCGGAAAGAGUCCCCCAAGACGGCCGUGCUGCUGGCCCUGAGCCGGCCGAGCAGGCCCAUCCGCCGGUCGCAGAGCCAGGUCACCGUGGCAGAAAUCAAGCAGAAGAAAGAGAAGAAGCAGAAGGGGAAGGACCCGGAGGAGAAGAGCACCCUGCAGCGCUCCAAGACUUUCGUGAACCUGUUGUUCAAGGGGGGGCGCAGGAGGGACGCCUCCAGGGGGCGCUCCAAGUCCCCCUCCACAGAAAAGCUUGGAAAAGAGGGACCGAAGUCUCGGGUUUUGCCAAACUGCGAGAUGCUGGGGGUGGUGGAGGCCAUGGCCCGCAGGCUGCUGAACGAGGAGGAGGUGGAGGCCGUGAUGAGGACGUGUCGGAGGUACACGGCAGAGCGCUCGGUGGAGAACCUGAUACGCCACCUGCUGGCCGUGCUGGACCGCCCCGAGAAGCUGCUGCUGCUGAGAGAAAUCAGGAUGCUGCUUCCACCGUCUGACCUGCCGGUGUUCAACAACAUGGUGUCGUCUGUGGAAGUGGAAGCCUACGACAUCCUCAAAUAUCGCUCAGUACGAACUCCCCCUCUCCGAUCCCCCGCUUCUGGCCGGGCCCCCAAACGGCGCCUCAUCACCCCCAUCCCAGAUUACAGGGGGGGCUUUGAGCUCCAAAGCGCCGAGGAGGUGGAGAAGGAGAGUCACCUCCUGGGGGCUCUGGAGAGGCUCAGCCUGACGGGUCAGCCGGGGUCCAGGGAGCGACCCCACACCUCCAGGUCUUUCACGCCUCUGCUGGACAUACCGGUGGACGGAUACGGCGCAGAGUCCGGAGACCUGAGACCCCCGCCGGCCGGCCCGGCUCUCCCCAACUGGCUGCUGGCCCGAGGCCGGGACGACUCCCACCCCCCCCUCCGCACGGACAUCGGCACGAUCCGCUCCGUCCACUUCGACGAGGUCUCGCUCCACUCCGCCUCAGACAGGGUGGACACGAACUCGGAGAGGGGAAGGCGCCCCUUCAGGGACGGUCACUCCAAAAGCGGAGGCGGCAGCAAGGACGCCGUGUUCACGGUGCAGAGCGCCGCCCGGCGGACUCGACCCCUCCUCUCUCAGGUGUUCGCUGCGGCCCCUGGUCCAAUGGGAGGCGGGCUAACCAACGGCCACCCGGGUCCCUCUGAGGGGAACGUCAACGGUACCGAACCCGCACAGGAGCAUGAGCUGAAAACAGUGUGCAUCUCCAAAACCAGACAGUCGCUCGGAAUCAGUAUAUCCGGUGGGAUGGAGUCCAAAGUUCAGCCGGUGGUGAAGAUCGAGAAGAUUUUUCCAGGAGGAGCCGCGUCUGCCUGUGAAGUGCUCAGGGCUGGAUUUGAGCUGGUUUCUGUGGAUGGAACCCCCCUGCGCGGAGUCACCCACCAGCAUGCUGUCGACAUCAUCCGAAAAGCCUUCAGCAACAAGGCCAAAGACCCCAUGGUGUUCGUGGUCAAAGUUCCCAAAGAUCUUUGAGGGGAGAUUUGGAGAAGUGCCCAGUGAUUAGCGCCCAUCUGAGAUUUAACAUGGCUCUGAGGCCGGGUGUGUGAUCCUGCCACUAAUGUUAAAAGCGGUCAGUCAGCCUGGACACCUUCAGCGACCUGCCGGGCUGGAAAACAAGAACAGCCUCCACGGUCAACGGGCACGAGGAGGACCGAGCAAAUACACCGAAACAGAGGAAUAACGUGAAAAUAGAGCAAAAACAUUCAUCAUUUCAGUGUUCCCGAUGCCUUCACGUGUAAGUUAUCACUAACGAGGAGCCAGUGCC